Messenger RNA from Leguminivora glycinivorella, 4117 nucleotides. RefSeq names its product puromycin-sensitive aminopeptidase (gene Psa). NCBI's taxonomy places the organism in Eukaryota, Metazoa, Arthropoda, Insecta, Lepidoptera, Tortricidae. Gene Ontology annotation, molecular function: peptide binding; metalloaminopeptidase activity; zinc ion binding. Bases 140 to 2989 code for a protein of 949 amino acids. The transcript has 12 exons. The record is from RefSeq and is a predicted model, not a curated record. Gene Ontology annotation, cellular component: cytoplasm. Gene Ontology annotation, biological process: proteolysis; peptide catabolic process.
AUAAUUUCAUUCACCCAUAUUCCAACCUCAAAAAACACAUCUUUUCUUUUAUCAAGCAACAUAAAUUGCCUACAUGAGUCCAACUAGUCUAUCUAUUGAGUAACUUUCACUUUCAACGUCACUCCGGUAACCGCUUUCCAUGACGCUACAGUUACUACGCGUCAUACGUAAUUCAUUUGCAUUUCGUUCAGAAAAUUGCAUUAAUUUGAAUCGCCAUUGCAAGUUGUUACGUACGAGCGAAUACCGUUAUUCGGAGUGGGGGCUGAGAGUCGGACGCGCGCGGGGGGCACGUAUCGGAGGCGCGGGAGCGCGGCGAGUUCACUCUGUCACUCGGUCAUUACGGUAUUUUUCUGCAGCGCGUCCCACAUUUACGAUCGUGAAAGAAAAAGUGACAAUGCCCGAAAACAAACCGUUUCAACGCCUUCCGAAGAAUGUCGUACCUAAACAUUACGAUUUAGAACUGGUGCCAGAUCUCGAGAAACUAACGUUUACGGGAAAGACGGCAGUGAAAGUAUCGAUCGUCAAUCCUACCAAAGAGAUAGUGCUCAACUGUUUGGACUUGGAUUUGAAGAGCGUGAAAUUACAGUACGAGAAUGGAGAACCUCUGUCGCCGGUGGAAGUGCGGCUCAGCACAGCCGAAGAGACAGCCACGAUCGCGUUUGCGGAGGCGCUGCCGGCCGGCGAGGCCGCUCUGCAAUGCGAGUUCACCGGCGAGAUCAAUGACAAGAUGAAGGGGCUGUACCGCAGCAAAUACCUGACGCCGAGCGGCGAGGAGCGCCACGCGGCCGUCACGCAGUUCGAGGCGACGGACGCGCGCCGUUGCUUCCCGUGCUGGGACGAGCCCGCCAUCAAGGCAACCUUCGACAUUUCCCUGCGCGUACCCGCCGACCGUGUCGCGCUCUCCAACAUGCCCGUGAAGGAGGAACAGAUAACCGACAAGACGCGAUUCGUGAGGUUCGACACAACUCCAAUCAUGUCUACAUACCUAGUGGCUGUAGUAGUGGGCGAGUAUGACUAUGUGGAGAAGACAUCGCGCGACGGCGUCUUGGUGCGCGUGUACACGCCUGUGGGCAAAAGCAAGCAGGGCAUGUUUGCACUGGAAGUGGCAGCCAGGGUAUUGCCUUACUACAAGGAGUACUUUGACAUAGCUUAUCCUUUGCCCAAAAUUGAUCUGAUUGCUAUAGCAGACUUUUCAGCUGGUGCUAUGGAAAACUGGGGUUUAGUGACGUACAGAGAAACAUGUUUGUUGGUGGAUGAGGAGCACACAUCUGCUGUGAGACGGCAGUGGAUAGCCCUUGUAGUUGGCCAUGAGCUGGCUCAUCAGUGGUUCGGGAACCUGGUCACUAUGGAGUGGUGGACUCAUCUCUGGUUGAAUGAGGGCUAUGCUUCAUUUGUGGAAUUCUUGUGUGUCAACCAUCUGUUCCCUGAGUAUGAUAUUUGGACACAGUUUGUUACUGAAACUUAUAUCAGGGCUUUAGAGUUAGAUUGUUUGAAAAACUCACACCCUAUUGAAGUGCCCGUUGGGCACCCAUCAGAGAUUGAUGAGAUCUUUGAUGACAUCUCAUACAACAAGGGUGCUUCUGUCAUUCGCAUGCUGCACAGAUAUAUCGGUGAUGAUGAUUUCCGCAAAGGAAUGAACAUCUACCUUACUAGACACCAGUAUAAAAACACUUUUACUGAGGACCUAUGGGCAGCUUUGGAGGAAGCAUCCCACAAGCCAGUUGGGGCUGUUAUGUCCACAUGGACCAAGCAGAUGGGGUUCCCUGUCGUACAGGUAAACUCGACACAAAGGGGCAAAGACCGCGUGUUGACGCUGACUCAGCAGAAAUUUACCGCGGACGGUAGCCAGGACCCUAAUGAUAUCCUAUGGAUGGUGCCUAUUACUAUAUCUACUCAGGAAUUUCCUUCUAAGGUGGCAUUGUCUACAGUUUUGGAGAAACGAACUCAGGAAGUUGUCCUAGAAAACGUUUCAGAGUCUUCAUGGGUUAAAUUGAACCCUGGCACAGUGGGCUACUACCGCACGCGGUAUGAACCAGGCAUGCUGGCGCAGCUGGUGGGCGCGGUGCGCGACGGCUCGCUGCCGCCGCUCGACCGGCUCGGGCUGCUCGACGACUGCUUCGCGCUCGUGCAGGCCGGACACACGCACACGCACGAGUCCUUGAAACUGAUGGAGGCAUUUAACAACGAGUCAAACUUUACCGUCUGGUCGUCGAUCUCCAAUUGCAUGUCCAAACUGAGCGCGCUGUUCUCCCAUACGGCACUCGACAAGCCGCUUAAGAACUAUGGGCGGCAGCUGUUUGGGCCAGUCACUAAGCGUUUGGGAUGGGAUGCUGCGGACAAGGAAAGCCACUUGGACACACUGUUGAGGAGCCUCGUGCUGAACAAAAUGAUCAGCUUUGAGGACCCAGACACCAUCAAGGAAGCCAAGAAUCGAUUCGAGAAACACGUAUCGGGCGCGGUCACACUGCCAGCGGACCUGCGCUCGGCGUGCUACCGCGCGGUGCUCGCGGACGCGGACGAAGCCACAUUCCAGCGGUUCCUAGAGCUGUACCGCUCUGCAGACCUGCACGAGGAGAAAGACCGCAUCAGCCGCGCGCUAGGAGCGGUUAAGGACCCAGAGCUUCUGAAACGUGUGCUGGACUUUGCUGUCUCGGAUGAAGUGCGCGCCCAAGACACAGUGUUCGUCAUCGUGUCGGUAGCAGUCAGCAGGAACGGCCGCGACCUGGCGUGGCAGUUCUUCAAGGACCACUGGCAGGACUUCAUGGAUCGCUACCAGGGCGGUUUCCUCCUGGCGCGACUAGUAAAGUCCACCACGGAGAACUUCGCGUCCGAGUCCGCCGCUCAGGAGAUAGAGGAGUUCUUCCGCACUCACCACUCGCCCGGCACCGAGCGCUCCGUGCAGCAGGCGCUCGAGACCGUGCGGCUCAACGCGGCCUGGCUGCGCCGCGACCUCGCCUCCACCACCACCUACCUGCAGUCCUACCACUGACGGACCAAAUGACACAAGACUGAAACUACAACGAAGUCCAGUUAACGUUUCAAUAGAUAUUUAUCCACUGAGCCGAGCUGCUAGCAUUUUCAGUUAUUUAUUUUCCAGUGACAUCAUUAUAUGUUUACCGUGACAUUGAAAAAGAGUAUUUUAAAUGUUGUUAAUAUGUUUAUCGAUUAUCGUAUACUUAAUAUAGCCGAAUUAAAUUAAACAGCAGUAUACAGGUGAAACAUAGGAACCUAUGUUUAAAUUUGUUGUUGUUUUAUAUUCCUGCCUGUUCAUUACAUUUGUUUCUUAAAAUACGAGCACUUUCAAUCAGCAUGUUAAAUCUGAAAGUUUAGUCUUAAAUAGCAGAACUAUAUGGUGGGUUCUGAAUUCUCAACAAUUAUUUUUGUAGGCGGAGGAAUUACUAAACUUGCUAUUGUCUAUACAGGCACUGUAUAGGCAGUCUGUUGUUAAAAGGCAUCGAUUCAAGCAUGUUGAAUGAAAUGAUUCCCUUAUGCAUUUAUAUCGACCGUGCUCGCUAAAAUUCGCAUUUACUGUACAAUGAUGACACUAGUCACAUGCGCCUAACUAAAUUUCUGCAGUGGCAAAGGAGACAAAUCUUAUCAUAAUUCAACAAAUACUGCACAUUGUUAUAACACUUCAAUACUCUGCAGACGUUCAAUGGUCCAUUGUUAGAGAAGCUAUACUUACAGGAUUUAACAUGUAUUAUAAUGUGUAAAAUAUUAUUUUAAUUUAUGUUUAGAUUAUGUUACGAGUUUUGUAAUAUUGGUGCUGAGAGCAUUAUUUUUGUUUUAUUUCUUUAUUCUGGGGAAAGUACAAUUUGUUUCUAACAUUAGUGUAAACUGUAUACUGACAAGCCGUAGUAGCGUAUUUAAUUUACCAGUGUGCAAUAGUUUCUUACGCCCGCCACAUAAGUACCAGUCGACUUGCACACACAUAUAAUUUUAAUUAAGUACUUACGUUUAGUAAAUUAAUCGUUUAGGGGCGUGCAAGUUCAGUCUAAAUUUUUGUGAUCUUAAAAUAAUGAAAUGAAGUUACCAUCGUUUAUUAGUGUCUUAUCGCUGUCAUUGCUGAAUUGUUUUGUAAGACUGUGUUAUUGCAAUAAAUGGUACAAGAACAUAA